AUGAAGAUCAAGGCCAUUUCUCGGAGCGUGGAGGCCUACCAGCCUCCAGGCGCAAACGCGCAAAAGCUUCCUCGCAACCUCGAUCCCGCCCAGCACCCUAUGGAGCGCGCCAGAGAGUACACCAAAGCCCUGAACGCUGUCAAGCUCGAGCGCAUGCAUGCCGCACCUUUCAUCGGACAGAUGGGCAGCGGCCAUGUCGAAGGAGUUUACUCGAUGGCUAAAGAUCCGAACUCUCUCAAGCACAUGGCAUCGGCCAGUGCCGACGGUGUGAUCAAAGCUUUCGACUUGACGAGCCGAGCCGAGAUUUGGCAGACGAAGAGCGCCCAUUCCAACAUCGUACGGAGUCUCUGCUGGACGAAGGACGGAAAGCUUCUGAGUGCUGCGGCGGACAAGACCAUCAAACUCUGGGAUCCCUACAACACGCCUGGCGAUUCUCCGCCGAUCUCCUCAUGGCUGGGUACGAAUGGUUUCCUCAGCUUGUCCCACCACCGAACGCGAAACGCCUUUGCAGCCUCGUCUUCCUCCAGUGAGAUCGCUAUUUACGACCUCGAGCGACAAAGUGCGGCGCCCGAGGUGCUGCGCUGGCCGAACGCGACCGACUCCAUCAACUGUGUUUCCUUCAACCAGGUCGAGCAAUCCGUUCUAGGAAGUACAGGCGACGACAGGAGUAUCGUCCUCUGGGACGUCCGUACUGCGAUGCCCUUGACCAAGACGACGAUGACGUUUACCUGCAACUCUCUCGCCUGGAACCCGAUGGAAGCCUUCAACUUUGUCGUUGGUAGCGAAGACCAUAACUGCUACAUGUUCGACAUGCGCAAGAUGGACAGAGCGCUCAACGUCUUCAAGGGCCACGUCGCCGCCGUCAUGAGCGUCGAGUUCAGCCCGACAGGUGAAGAAUUGGUUUCCGGAUCCUACGACCGAACAGUGCGCAUCUGGAACCGGGACCAAGGACACUCCCGCGACAUGUACCACACCAAGCGCAUGCAGAGGGUGUUCAGCACCAUGUUCUCCCCCGAUUCGAAGUAUGUUCUCAGUGGUUCCGACGACGGUAACGUCCGUGUCUGGAGAAGCAACGCCACGGACAGAUCAGGCAUCCGAUCCGCCAAGCAGAGACAGGCGCUCGAGUACAAUGAGGCCCUGGUUGAGCGAUAUAGCCACAUGCCGGAGGUCAGACGUAUCAAGAAGCACCGUCACCUGCCCAAGGUUAUCAAGAAGGCGGGCGAGAUCAAGAACAUUGAGCUCUCGUCAAUCAAGAGGCGCGAGGAGAACGAGCGCAGGCACACCAAGAAGCAGUUCGAGAGGCGGAAGGGCGAGAGAGAAAAGCAGAUCUUGGCCCGGGAGAACUUGACGGCGGCGCUGACGGGAGCGGGGUCUCGGCUCGUCUGGCCGUGGAAGAUGGGCGGCUGCCAGGGGCUCCGGGGUGUUUUAGUGGUCGUCCCACCAGGGGUUUCCAGGGGAAGCUGCCACCAGGGAGGGGCCCCUAGGACGCUUGGCCACCGUUUCAACGCCUCAGGUCCAUCCACAUGUGACGAGUUCCCGCCAGAGCGUCAAGCUCCCUUGGUGGCCCAAUCGAGGUUUGGCUGUGCGCUUCUUCGUCUCAUCUUUAGCUCCUACACUGCUCGACCCCUCGCACCACCACCACGACCGUUACCACCAGCCAUCCUCCCCCAGACGUCCGCGAUGGAAUACCCACGCCCACCCCAAAGCGACUCGUGGUUCGCGCCGCUCUCCCUCGACCUCCUCGUCAAGGUCUUCAAAAUCACCUUCUUUCACCCCUUCGUCUCGUGGAUCAUCCCCCUCUGCUUCCGCGCCCAAGCCCUCCGCUGGGAUGCCCCGCCCAUGCUCGUGUCCAUCGCCUGGGCAUGCUUCAUCACCGUCUGCUGGAUCGCGCAAGCGGUCAACCUGCGCAUCGCCUACGGCCUGCCACGCGAGGUUGACCUCACCGAGGAGGUAAUCGUCAUCACGGGUGGCGCCAGCGGCUUGGGUCUCCUCAUUGCCGAGGUGUACGGCAUGCGCGGCGCGACCGUGGCGGUGUUGGACGUAAAUGACAUGGAGAACGGCGAAGCGCGGGGCGUGACCUUCUACAAGUGCGAUGUGACGGAUAAGGCACAAGUUGCGAGGGUUGCGGCGCAGAUCGAAAGAGAUCUCGGCACCCCAACCGUCCUUAUCAACAACGCCGCCAUCGUUAAGGGCAAGUCCCUCCUCGACCUCGAGUUCGAAGAGAUUGAAAAGUCCAUCACCACGAACCUGACCGCACACUUCUACACCCUAAAGACCUUCCUCCCGCCCAUGAUCCGCGGCGGCAACGGCGGCACCAUCGUCACAAUGUCCUCGGUCCUCGGCCACCUCGGCGCCGCCUCCCUGACAGACUACGCCGCCGCAAAGGCCGGCGUCACGGCCCUGCACAAGUCACUGACCGCCGAGCUCGCCGCCUCCCACCCGGAGAUCCGCACCAUCCUCGUCGAGCCGGGCCAGCUGUCGACCCCCCUCUUCUACGGCGUACAGACCCCACACGCCUUUGUCGCGCCCGUGGUUGAGCCCGUCGACGUCUGCAAGGAGGUCAUUGCCGCCAUCGACGCCGGCAAGAGCGCGCACGUCGCGAUGCCGCUGUACGCGAGGUGGAUUCACUGGUACAACGUACUCCCCGUCGCCGUCCAGCAGAUUGCGAGAAAGGUUGCGCGUGUGGAUACUUCCAUGCAGACGUUUAUCGGCAGGCAAGAGCGGGGGAUGAGCGAGAAGAACGGGAGUCUGAUCUAG
Messenger RNA from Colletotrichum lupini, 2757 nucleotides. Its product is annotated as WD domain-containing protein. The record is from RefSeq and is a predicted model, not a curated record. Gene Ontology annotation, cellular component: nucleolus; small-subunit processome. The coding region runs from base 1 to 2757 and encodes 918 amino acids. Gene Ontology annotation, molecular function: protein binding. The transcript has 8 exons. NCBI's taxonomy places the organism in Eukaryota, Fungi, Ascomycota, Sordariomycetes, Glomerellales, Glomerellaceae. Gene Ontology annotation, biological process: maturation of SSU-rRNA from tricistronic rRNA transcript (SSU-rRNA, 5.8S rRNA, LSU-rRNA).